CCACUGAAGAAGUUGUAUGCAACGAAACCGUUUUGGCAGGCUGAAUAAAGGUUCGGAAACUUGAACUAUGGGGCUCCAGAUGUCUUACUGAGGGAUGACUGCGGUGCGAUAGAUGCAGAAUCCUAAAGGAAUCAUGAAUCUGCUCCAUGCCUUCGUUCUUGCUUGCCUCUGCGUUACUAUGGCAACGACGCAGAGGUGCACUGAUGACGUAUGUGAGUUCACCCUGGUGGUUCGUUACGCACGGACAAUGACGCACACCGGUAAUGCUGACGGCAGUGUCCACGGGAUUGAGAUUCUGGCAAACGGAAGUCUGCAAGACAAAUACUCGCUUUCUCAGGGAGACAUGGACGGACCCAUAGUUCCUGUGAAUGAGACCAUCACAGCUGAUGGAGUGCAGCGAAACGUAAUCCUCGUGAACGACCAGUUCCCCGGUCCUACAUUGGAGGUCAUGGAAGGAGCGCAGGUGGUUGUAACCGUCGUCAACGAGCUGCUCAGAGAAGCCACCUCACUCCACUUCCACGGCAUGUACAUGCGCGGUGUGCCAUAUAUGGACGGGGUGCCUUACGUCACACAGUGUCCCAUCCUACCCAUGCACAGCUUCACCUACAGGUUUAAGGCGGAGCCCGCUGGUACCCACUGGUACCACAGUCAUCUUGGCUCACAGAAGGAAGAUGGUCUGUAUGGGGCAUUCAUAGUGCAUAAGAACAGCAUACCGACGACUCCGUCCCUACCGAUGUUCCUGCAAGAUUGGUGGCAUGAUGACUUCAAUACUAUUGACGUGGACAGCGCUUAUAUGGAGCACAGGGGUCCUGGGCGCUUCUUUGGCCCCUGGCAGGAGCGUGGCUUCAGUUUUGAAGGUACCGAACUGACGGCUCUCAACUUCAAAUCGGCCCUCAUCAACGGCCGUGGUCGGUACAACAAUAACUCCGCGCCGCUAACAAGGUUUGAAAUAUCAUCGGGAGAAACCUUACGGUUCCGCCUCAUCAACGCAGGCGCAGAGUACACCUUCCGCGUGUCCAUCGACGCGCACAGCAUGACGGUCGUGGCAAAUGACGGACAUGACGUCGAGCCGGUCCAUGUUCAGUCCAUCCUCGUCUUUCCAGGAGAGUCUUACGACUUUGAAGUAGUCGGCGAUCCGUCUAAUAGUGGUACCUACUGGAUCCGUGCCCAGACGCUGUGGGCGGGAAAAGGGCCCGAUGUCGAGCCAGAGGACCGACUGCAAGAAGUGAGAGCCAUCCUGGCAUAUGACAACGCUCCUACCGAUGAAGACCCGAACUCAGCCAUGCAAACCUGCACCGAAAACAGCCCGUGUCGAGUUCUGAACUGCCCUUUCCCGGCGUUCCCUGCAGGCAGCAAUACGGAAUGUAUCUACGUCUCAGACCUGAACAGCACCGAAGAGUAUUCAAUGUCGGACGAGUCAGAAACUGAAGAGUACUUCUUCAACUUCGGAUACCAAAUAGGCUCCUCAGUAAACGGUCGAAAGUUUGACACUCCGAAAAAGCCACUGAUUUUCAAGGCACCCUAUGACAUUACCCCCUGCGAAGCCACCUGUGAGACGGACGGGUGUAAGUGUACCUACAUGGUGGAGAUUCCACUCGGCAAGACCAUCAGGUUUGUGUUGAUGGACCUCGGAGUAGAAAGUGAGGGACAUCAUCUUAUCCAUCUCCAUGGUUACGACUUCAGGGUUCUGGCCAUGGGAUUUCCGGUCCACAACGAGACAACGGGUCGUUGGAUCUCUCAGAACGCUGACAUUGACUGCGGGAACGACAACAAAUGCAACAUGGCUUCCUGGAACGUGACAAGGCCGAACUUGAACUACAACAAACCUCCCAUCAGGGACACAGUCGUCAUCCCCGCUCGUGGAUACACCGUUAUAGAGUUCAGGAGCAACAACCCUGGCUUCUGGUAUUUCCACUGUCACCAAACAACUCACAUGAACGAGGGGAUGUCCAUGAUCAUCGCGGAGGCCCUGGACAAGCUGCCCGCCCUGCCGUACGGCUUCCCGACCUGUGGAGACUUCACUGGGACCGAGAAACCACCGGGGAGGGGAAGAACAGUCGCAGCAAUGGAACAGUCCGUGACUAAGGUGGAGUUGGACCACACUCAGCUGGUCAUCAUCAUCGUCAUCUCGGCGGCCAUGUCUGCUACCAUCGCCCUGGCAGCAGUCGGCAUCUACAAUGCACGUGUAAGCAAGAGCAAAGAGAAGAUGUUAGAAACGCCGCCGGCCGCUCCACGAGGUCUGGAAGACACAGUUCCGAGACAAGAUGGUGCCACGCCAUUGCAAGAAGACGCUGUUGCGAAAGUCAACGCCUUCCAGAGACAAGUGGUGAAGCGAUCAUACGUCGUGUGUGACCAGGCCCUAGGGCCUCAAGUACUGACCACCGACAAACCACUGGACACCAGGACGUUCUUACGUUUCCAGCAGCGUGAAGCGAUAGGCGUAUUGGAUACAGGAUACAGAUGUGACGUCAUCAACGAGGUGUACGCUCCCACCGGCUUGCCCAAACCUUUGUGUAUCGAUGAUAUCACAAGGAAGUUUGAAUCCCAACGGGACGAGCUGCUAGAAAUCUUUAGCCAACACAAACCCAGAGGAAUCAUGCAUCUGCUCAAUGCCUUCAUUCUUCCUUGCCUCUGCGUUACUAUGGCAACUACGCAGAGGUGUACUGAUGACGUGUGCGAGUUCACCCUGGUGGUUCGUUAUGCACGGACAAUGACGCACACCGAAAGAGACGGCGAAGUCCAUGGGAUUGAGAUUCUGACAAAUGGAAGUCUGCAAGACAAAUACUCGCUUUCUCAGGGCGACAUGGAUGGACCCAUAGUUCCUGUGGAAGAGACCAUCACAGCUGAUGGAGUGCAGCGAAACGUAAUCGUCGUGAACGACCAGUUCCCCGGUCCCACACUGGAGGUCAUAGAAGGAGCGCAGGUGGUCGUAACCGUCGUCAACAACCUGCUCAGAGAAGCCACUUCACUCCACUUCCAUGGCAUGUACAUGCGCGGUGUGCCAUAUAUGGACGGGGUGCCUUACGUCACACAGUGUCCCAUCCUACCCAUGCACAGCUUCACCUACAGGUUUAUGGCGGAGCCUGCUGGGACUCACUGGUACCACAGUCAUCUUGGCUCACAGAAGGAAGAGGGUCUGUAUGGGGCAUUCAUAGUGCACAAGAACAGCAUGCCGACGACUCCGUCCCUACCGAUGUUCCUGCAAGAUUGGUGGCACGAUGACUUCAAUAACAUUGACGUGGACAGUGCUUUUAUGGAGCACAGGGGUCCCGGACGCUUCUUUGUCCCUUGGCAAAAUCGCGGCUUCAGUUUUGACGGUAACAAACUUUCGUCUGUCAGAUUCAUAUCGGCCCUCAUCAACGGCCGUGGUCGGUACAACAACAACUCCGCGCCGCUAACAAGGUUUGAAAUAUCACCGGGAGAAACCUUACGGUUCCGCCUCAUCAACGCAGGCGCAGAGUACACCUUCCGCGUGUCCAUCGACGCGCACAGCAUGACGGUCGUGGCAAAUGACGGACAUGAUGUCGAACCGGUCCAGGUUCAGUCCAUCCUCGUCUUUCCAGGAGAGUCUUACGACUUUGAAGUAGUCGGUGAUCCGUCUAAUAGUGGUACCUACUGGAUCCGUGCCCAGACGCUGUGGGCGGGAAAAGGGCCCGAUGUCGAACCAGAGGACCGACUACAAGAAGUGAGAGCCAUCCUGGCAUAUGACAACGACCCUACCGAUGAAGACCCGAACUCAGACAUGCAAAACUGUACCGAAAACAGCCCGUGUCGAGUUCUGAACUGCCCUUUCCCGGCGUUCCCUGCAGGCAGCAAUACGGAAUGUGUCUACGUCUCAGACCUGAACAGCACCGAAGAGUAUUCAAUGCCGGACGAGUCAGAAACUGAGGAGUACUUCUUCAACUUCGGAUACCAGAUUGGCUCCUCAGUAAACGGUCGUAAGUUUGCCACCCCAAAAAAGCCACUGAUCUUCAAGGCACCCUAUGACAUUACCCCCUGCGAAGCCACCUGUGAGACGGACGGGUGUACGUGUACCUACACGACAGAGAUUCCACUCGGGAAGACCAUCAGGUUUGUGUUGAUGAGCCUCGGAUUCGGAAGUGGAGGGCAUCACGUCAUUCAUCUCCAUGGUUACGACUUCAGGGUUCUGGCCAUGGGAUUUCCAGAGUACAACGAAACAACGGGACGAUGGAUUACUCAGAACGAUGAUAUUAACUGUGGAGACGACAACAAAUGCAACAUGGCUGCCUGGAACGUGGCAAGGCCGAACUUGAACUACAACAAACCUCCCACAAGGGAUACAGUCGUCAUACCCGCCCGUGGGUACACCGUUAUAGAGUUCAGGAGUAACAACCCGGGCUUCUGGCUCUUCCACUGUCACCAAACAACUCACAUGAAAGAGGGGAUGUCCAUGAUCAUCGCGGAGGCCCUGGACAAGCUGCCCGCCCUGCCGUACGGCUUCCCGACCUGUGGAGACUUUACUGGGACCGAGAAACCACCGGGGAGGGGAAGAACAGCCGCAGCAAUGGAACAGUCUGUGACUCUGGUGGAGUUAGACAACACCCAGCUGGUCAUCAUCAUCGUCGUCUCGGCAGCCAUGUCCGCUACCAUCGCCCUGGCAGCAGUAGGUAUCUACAAUGCACGUGUAAACAAGAGUAAGGAGAAGAUGAUAGACACACCGGUCAGUAGUAUAGUAGGGACACGCUGCGAUGAUUAUUCAGGAGCAAGAAGGAGCAGGUCAGAGGUCAAAUAUGAUGUAUUCGGCGGAGCAGGUCAGAGGUCAGAUAUGAUUUAUUCAGGCGCAGCAGGUCAGAGGUCAGAUAUGAUUUAUUCAGGCGCAGGUCAGAGGUCAGAUAUUAUGUAUUCAGGCGGGGCAGGUCAGGGGUUAGAUAUCAUAUAUUCAGGCGGAGUAAGGUAACUAUGACAACCCCACCCCACCCCAAAUGAACCUCCCCUCUCUAAUCGUGAAAGACAUUAUGCCCUUAUUUGGUCUGGUUCUAAGUCUCUAAGUCAAUCAAUCGGUUGAAUCUGCUGAGAUCAGUCUCUAAUGGAUGCGCUGAAAGCACAAACAACAGACGUCUUUCGCCAGUUACUAUAUCACAAAGCCCCAGGCUUGUUUCCCCAACAUCGGCGACUUCCCAGUUCGGUGGAGUACGUAAAAGUAAUACAAUGGGUGGAUACGAUCUCGGCGGACGAGGAAUAUGAAAAGAUUAUAGACAAUUUCGUGGAUAACGUACCCAACGCGAGGGAUGGGCUGAAAACGGUGCUCGAAAAAGUACUGCAAGAGGAACGAUUAAACUGGGGUCGACUCGUUAUCGCAAUGUCUUUCGCCGCGGACGUA
Molecule: messenger RNA, 5341 nt
Organism: Branchiostoma floridae (Florida lancelet)
Lineage: Eukaryota; Metazoa; Chordata; Leptocardii; Amphioxiformes; Branchiostomatidae
Exons: 22
Coding region: 113-4918 (1601 amino acids)
Biological process (GO): iron ion transport
Cellular component (GO): plasma membrane
Molecular function (GO): oxidoreductase activity; copper ion binding
Source: RefSeq, a predicted model, not a curated record